Molecule: messenger RNA, 1862 nt
Organism: Prionailurus viverrinus (fishing cat)
Lineage: Eukaryota; Metazoa; Chordata; Mammalia; Carnivora; Felidae
Gene: ONECUT3
Product: one cut homeobox 3
Exons: 5
Biological process (GO): regulation of transcription by RNA polymerase II
Cellular component (GO): nucleus
Molecular function (GO): DNA-binding transcription factor activity, RNA polymerase II-specific; RNA polymerase II cis-regulatory region sequence-specific DNA binding
Source: RefSeq, a predicted model, not a curated record
AUGGAGCUGAGCCUGGAGAGCCUGGGGGGCCUGCACGGCGUGGCCCACGCGCAGGCGGGCGAGCUGCUGAGCCCGGGCCACGCGCGCUCGGCGGCGGCGCAGCACCGCGGCCUGGUGGCGCCCGGGCGCCCGGGCCUGGUGGCCGGCAUGGCGAGCCUGCUGGACGGCGGCGGCGGCGGCGGGGGAGCCGGGGGUGCGGGCGGCACGGGCGGCGCGAGCGGCGGCGCCGACUUCCGCGGGGAGCUGGCGGGCCCGCUCCACCCGGCCAUGGGCAUGGCCUGUGAGGCGCCCGGCCUGGGCGGUACCUACACGACGCUCACGCCCCUGCAGCACCUGCCGCCGCUCGCCGCCGUGGCCGACAAGUUCCACCAGCACGCGGCGGCCGCGGCGGUGGCCGGGGCGCACGGCGGCCACCCCCACGCGCACCCGCACCCGGCGGCCGCGCCGCCCCCGCCGCCCCCGCCGCAGCGCCUGGCGGCCAGCGUGAGCGGCAGCUUCACCCUCAUGCGCGACGAACGCGCGGCGCUCGCCUCCGUGGGCCACCUCUACGGGCCCUACGGCAAGGAGCUGCCCGCCAUGGGGUCGCCGCUGUCGCCUCUGCCCAACGCGCUGCCGCCCGCGCUGCACGGCGCCCCGCAGCCCCCGCCGCCGCCGCCGCCGCCGCCGCCGCUGGCCGCCUACGGCGCGCCGGGCCACCUGGCCGGGGACAAGCUGCUGCCGCCCGCCGCCUUCGAACCGCACGCUGCGCUGCUGGGGCGCGCCGAGGACGCGCUGGCUCGCGGGCUGCCCGGAGGCGGCGGCGGCGGCGGCGGCGGCGGGGGCGGCGGCGCGGGCGGCGGGGGCACCGCGGGGCUGCUGGCGCCGCUGGGCGGGCUGGCGGCCGCCGGGGCGCACGGGUCCCACGCAGGCGGCGGCGGCCCGGGCGCGGGCGGCGGCGGCGGCCCCGGGGCGGGCGCGGCGGCGGAGGAGAUCAACACCAAGGAGGUGGCGCAGCGCAUCACCGCCGAGCUGAAGCGCUACAGCAUCCCGCAGGCCAUCUUCGCGCAGCGCAUCCUGUGCCGCUCGCAGGGCACGCUCUCCGACCUGCUGCGCAACCCCAAGCCGUGGAGCAAGCUCAAGUCGGGCCGCGAGACCUUCCGCAGGAUGUGGAAGUGGCUGCAGGAGCCCGAGUUCCAGCGCAUGUCGGCGCUGCGCCUGGCAGGUAGGAGCGCGGCGCACUGCGCGCGACCCCGGGGGCUCCGGCUCGGGACUCCCCUGCGGGAGCGUCGUGUGCGCCCCUGCCGCUCCGGGCAGAGGGCCGGGACCGUGCACCCGGCUGCCGGCGCGGAGGAGGCCGGGGCCGGGCCCGCGCUCAGCCCUCGGCCCCAGCGCGCGCUUCUUUGUAGCUCGGCCUCGGCGAUCGAUAGCCCCCUCCCCCUCUCCGGCCGCUGGCAAAGCUCCUCUGAAGGUGACAGGGUCCUGGCCCACAUGAGCCCCCCAGGGACGGUGUGUGGACACCGGGUCCCAGCCUCUGCCUCUCCUGCCCCGGCGCCCCCCUCGCUGAAGCCGGCCCUCAGGUGGGACCGCUCCCUCCCACCGACCGAGGACAUCAGGAUCACAGGUCGCUGCACGCGCUCCAUCAACCAGGAAAGCAGUGUCCACGGAGCACCUGUUCCAGGCCCCCUGUCCCCACUGGCUGGGACUGGCAAGGUGUGGGUGGGCAGCCGGGACCGGGCAGGCGGGGAGCCCCUGGCGAGGGGACUCGGGGCUGGGUCCUCCCGUGCGUGCGGCUACCUACGAGGUGGCGGCCCCUGUGACGGGGCUCAGCGUUGUAGCGACGAGGAAAUGGGAGGAGGCGAGGGCGCAGGUGAAGCCAACAGGAG